This is a messenger RNA of Sesamum indicum (sesame), 663 nucleotides long. RefSeq names its product geraniol 8-hydroxylase-like. The record is from RefSeq and is a predicted model, not a curated record. NCBI's taxonomy places the organism in Eukaryota, Viridiplantae, Streptophyta, Magnoliopsida, Lamiales, Pedaliaceae. Gene Ontology annotation, molecular function: oxidoreductase activity, acting on paired donors, with incorporation or reduction of molecular oxygen; heme binding; monooxygenase activity.
AUGACGAUAAAGCUAGAAUUUGUCAAUGUCGUUGUAUCUUCUACAGAAAUGGCGAAGGAAAUUCUGGAGAAACACGAUGCUAGAUUCCUGGGAAGGCCUAUUCCAGAAGCUGGCACAGCAGAGAAGGGGUACGAGCUUAAGCUCGACUCGCUGAGACAUUUGCGACAUGAUGUGGUGAAAAUGUUGGUCGAACGUGUUGUUGAAACUGAGGAACGUAGCGAAGCAAUUUACAUUGGAGGGAUAGUUUUCAGCACGAUGAUGAAGCUGUUGUCAAAGACAUUGUUCUCUGCGGACAUGCUUGAUCCUACAUCAGAUGCCAUGAAAGAGCUGCAAGUGCUUAAUGCCAAAAUCAUUGUGCUUGUUGCAAAGUCUAAUCUUUCUGAUUAUUUCCCUUUCUUAAGGUCAUUUGAUCUACAGUCAAUCAGGAGCAAAAUCAGGGUGUCCUAUGAUCGAUUGCAUGAGCUGAUCGAUGAUAUGAUUGAUAAUUGGAUGAAGCGUAGAAGUGCUACAUCAGAGAGGAGUGAAGAUCUCUUGGAUGUUCUCCUUGAUUAUACUGCACAUGAAGGGCCAGAUAGACUUACACGUCUAGAUAUGAAGCUUCUUAUUCUGGUAAAUUUUGAAACAUUCGGUAUGGCCCAUGAAAGCUGUGGAACCGUGAGAUAA